Molecule: messenger RNA, 804 nt
Organism: Cladophialophora psammophila CBS 110553
Lineage: Eukaryota; Fungi; Ascomycota; Eurotiomycetes; Chaetothyriales; Herpotrichiellaceae
Exons: 1
Coding region: 1-804 (267 amino acids)
Source: RefSeq, a predicted model, not a curated record
AUGAAGCAUUCGUUCUUCGGCGGCAUGGGCGGAUACGUAUUGGAAUACCAAAACGAGGGACGAAUCAUCAUCAGACCGGCAGAAAUUCGAUGGCUAGCAAGCGAGAACUUGCCAGUGUUCCCAGAGAUUGAAUGCUCCGAGAUCGACGGUGUGAGCAGGAUGGACAUCUUUCAAAAAGUUAUCGCUACCACACAACUUAUAUGGUUCGCUCUUCAAUUCAUUGGCCGCGCCAUCAAAGGGAUGGAGUUCGCUCUCCCAGAAGUCACAACACUCGGCUUCAUCACCUACGCGAUUGUCAUCCUGUUCUUUUGGUGGAAGAAGCCUAGUGGAGUUUCUACACGAACGAAGAUCCGCUGCCCAUCGAUCAGUGAUCAAGAUAUCGACAGAGUGCUCGUGGUCACAAAGGGUAAAAAGCAAUCACAGAAACUGGAAUUGCAUUUACCUCAAACUGACUUCGGCGACGAUGGCCUGAGUUGCUUUUUGUUGUGGUUGUCGUUGUGCCUGAUUGCAUCAGUUGGGGGAUGGCACCUCGCUGCAUGGAACUACUCGCUCCCCACCACAGUAGGGAGCAUACUCUGGAGAGUGUCCAGCGUUUCCGUGGGUGUUGUGGUGAUCGCUCUCUGUUUUCCAUCUUUUUGGAACGAACCUGAGUCUUGGCUGUCAGAUUGGACUUUGAAUCUCUUGAUACUUGCGUACGUGAUAGCCCGUAUGUUCCUCAUUGUCGAGACAGUUAUUUCGUUGCGUUCAGCGCCAGCAGGGAUUUACGAGCGUGUUCGCUGGAGCGACUUUGUCCCUCAUGUCUGA